UUUCCGUAAGCCUGUCAUUCUUUUUCAGGAGCAAUAUGCUAACCUUCAUCAGAGUGGAAGGUUUUAACAACUAAUGAGAUUAUCUUUUCUUUCAUCAUCUGUGCUUUUAAAAUCACUUUGAAGCACAUCCUGACACUAUUUGCCGCCUGUUUGGACCGAUCUGUAUUCACAAAGGCGUCAUUACCUGAAAAUAUGGAACAAACCAUUACAACAUUAAUCGGGGGUUGUGCUGCAGUGAGAUUGGGAUUGGUAAACAUAACUGAUGUGUAGAGUUGUUUGUACAAUGGCCAAAACUUCUUGAAGAUGGCAUCAAACUUCGCUGACCCAUACAUCUUCUCAUCUGACACACUUCCCUCUGACCCUCGGUUCCUGCCACCAUUGGCUAAUGGGCAGCUGGGUUGGAGAGUGUUUGAGAAAAUCAUGCAUAUGGGUGGAGUCUAUAAUGGAGAGGGAGGAGCCUGUCACCGUGCUGAUAUUCCAUGUCCACUUGCAGUCUGGAUGAGCACAGAGGAGGAAGGAAAACACACAUACAGUUUGGACACUCAUGCUGGUAUAUUCACUCACACCAUACUUACCUCUUAUGUGGAGGCAUCUCAGCUGUUCUAUGCUCACCGGCAGUUCCCAAACCUUAUGGUCAUGGAGGUGCUCCUACAGCGGCAAAUGACCACUGAGGAACCCAUCAUAGUAAUGCUUGACAGUUCUUUUACACCGCACAGUGAUGACAUCACCUUCCAAACUGCUCCUGACUAUAAAGGAGGGAGGCAUAUCUUCGGGAAGACUAUGUUCCCAGAGGUCCCUGGAGUGCCUUGUCCCAGUGUGCACCUUAUCUGGAGUCCACUGACCUCCACUGUUACUCUUCUGCCAGACCAGCACCAGUCUCACUGGAGCUUCCUGCUAGCAAUCGCAGAGAGCAGGGAGAAUGCAGAGUCCUCUUUUGACACAGGACUGGAACUCAUGGAACAUGGCAAUCUGCAGUCUUCCCAUUCAAAGGCUUGGGCGGAGCUAUGGCUAGGAAGCAGGGUGGAGCUGGAAGGGCUGGUACAUCUGAAUCGAGCUUUGAUUGGCUGCAUGUUCUACCUCCUCAGUGCAUUCCCCUCAUUAUCAGAGACACCUAUCCAGUUUGGGGGAGUCAGCCCUGGAGGACUGUCUAAUGGGGGCCAGGGGCAGGACUACUGGGGACAUGUUUUCUGGGAUCAGGACUUGUGGAUAUAUCCCAAUAUUGCACUCUUUCACCCUAAACUGGCCAGAGCUGUCCUGGACUAUAGAAUGCGGACAUUGGAGGGCGCCAAAGCCAAUGCCCAGAAGCAGGGCUAUAAGGGCUUGAAGUUCCCAUGGGAGAGUGCCAUAUCUGGUUAUGAGGUGUGCGCAGUCAAUAUUUAUGGACAGCAGGAGAUCCACAUUAAUGGAGCUGUAACUCUUGCCUUCCAGAAUUACCUCUACCUAACACAGGACCUUGCAGUGUUCACAGAGGGGUAUGGCAGUGAAGUGGUGUGGUGCAUAGCAGAUUACUGGGUGUCCCGGGUUACCUGGAACCCUGAUGAUCGGCAAUACCACAUUAAGGGAGUGAUGCCUCCUGAUGAGUAUUACUACAAUGUUGACAACUCGGUGUACACAAACUCUGUGGCCAAAUACAGUCUGCAGUUUGCAGUGGAGUUGGCUAACCUGCUACAGCAUCCUGCACCUUCAGAGUGGCAAGAAGUGGCUGAUAAGCUCAAAAUUCCAUUUGACCCGGAACUAAAAUACCACCCAGAGUUUGAUGGUUACAAAAGGGGGAGUCAAGUAAAGCAGGCAGACACAGUAUUGCUAGGAUACCCACUGGGUUUACCCAUGAGCCGAGAAGUUAGGCAGAAUGACUUGGAAUGUUAUGAGUCUGUCACUGACCCACUCGGUCCUGCUAUGACCUGGAGUGUAUUUGCAGUGGGUUGGUUGGAGCUUGGUGAAGCUGAGAAAGCACAACAGGUUCUGCAAAAGUGUUUUAAGAACAUCCAGGGACCCUUCCAGGUAUGGAGUGAGUCUUCCGAUGGCUCUGGAGCUGUUAACUUCCUCACUGGCAUGGGUGGAUUUUUGCAGGCAGUCCUGUUUGGGUACACUGGCUUCAGGGUGCAAAGGGACUGUCUAAUGUUUGCCCCACUGUUACCUGAUGAUGUGGCUGUGCUCAGUGUGAAAGGUGUGAGUUACCUUGGAAAUAAGAUGGAUUGGUUGGUGAAGAAACAGGAAAUCAGUGUUGUAGUGAGGAAGCAGGCAGAGGAUUCUGGGAUUGAUAAACCUUCUCCUCUGGAGAUUGUCCUGACAAGGUCAGGAAACAUAAUUCCUCUUAUCCCAGGGCAGUUGGUGAUGUUUCCAAAGCAACCUGGCAAGAUCCAAAAGCAAAAUUCUAAGUCAUAUUGCUGGUUUCUUUGAUCAACAAAUCACAAGCCAGUUUGAAUAGCUGGUCAUCUCGAAGAUCCAUUUGUGCAAAGAAAUAAAUUUAUAGUUUCUGAUCAACAUUAUUAAUGUUAAGUGAUGCUAUUUUAUGUUGAAAUGAAGAGAGAUGUUUUUAUUGUUUGUUUUGAUUACAAAGAACACUGUACCAUGUUUCUUUGCCAAAUAAAUACAGAUAAUCAAGUAAUAAAGUCAGGAGUGGGGAGAAAUGUACUUUAGUACUAUACAAAUGAAGUCCACAAGGUUUCUAGAAAACCGGUUUUGAGCCGGACGUUUAGAACAGCUGUGCAAGUAAAGGGGGAUCUAAUUAUAUAUAGGGGAUGAGAUGAUGAUGUGUUGCUUGUGUUUUACCUGUUCAUAGUGGAUGCACUGAUCUAUAAAAUAUUGACUGUUAAGACAACAAGAAUUCCUUUGGUAUUGGUACAAAUAACAAAAUGGAUAAUCUUGUACUUAAACACUUUGGAAUACUCCAGGAGAUGAGGAGGCUGAAUGGAGAAUAAAAACCUCCUGCAUAUUAA
Messenger RNA from Electrophorus electricus (electric eel), 2939 nucleotides. RefSeq names its product protein-glucosylgalactosylhydroxylysine glucosidase (gene pgghg). NCBI's taxonomy places the organism in Eukaryota, Metazoa, Chordata, Actinopteri, Gymnotiformes, Gymnotidae. Gene Ontology annotation, molecular function: protein-glucosylgalactosylhydroxylysine glucosidase activity. Gene Ontology annotation, cellular component: cytosol. Gene Ontology annotation, biological process: carbohydrate metabolic process. The record is from RefSeq and is a predicted model, not a curated record.